AUGACCAAUGACAUGAAGAACAAAGUUGCGGCCUUCUCCUCCUCCGCAGCCAAGGAAGGCCUGCUUGAUCUCCAGGAGGUCGAGACGGUUCUCAGCGAAGUCAAGGCCGACGACGUCAAGGUCAUACCGGCGAACAAGCACUGCAAGUGGGCCGAUUUCAUGGUCCUCGCCACCGGAAGGUCCACCUGGCACGGCAAGAACAUCGCCCAAGCCCUGAUUUACAAGUCUAAGAAAAAGCAGAAAGGAGCUCAGCGCGUGGUGCUUCCCACUGUUGAAGGGCAAGAGGGAGGCAAGUGGAUUGUCAUUGACUCUGGGAAAGUGAUAGUUCAUGCUCUUGAUGAGAAUGCUAAAGCUUACUACAAUCUGGAGACUCUUUGGACAACAAAGCUGUCUGAGAAAGAACCAAUUCAGGAAGCAGAUCUUGAGGAUUUAAGAGAAGGUCAGAAACAGAUGAUGGCAUUGUUCCAUGAGUAA
Messenger RNA from Rosa chinensis, 474 nucleotides. Its product is annotated as protein Iojap-related, mitochondrial-like. Gene Ontology annotation, biological process: negative regulation of translation; negative regulation of ribosome biogenesis. Gene Ontology annotation, molecular function: ribosomal large subunit binding. Bases 1 to 474 code for a protein of 157 amino acids. NCBI's taxonomy places the organism in Eukaryota, Viridiplantae, Streptophyta, Magnoliopsida, Rosales, Rosaceae. The transcript has 5 exons. The record is from RefSeq and is a predicted model, not a curated record.